AUGAAGCUUAUGAGACUGUUUUUAGCCUACCGUCGAUUCCUGCUCGUUCUUUUUACUCCCCUUCUACUCCUUCCAUUGCCUCUCAUCAUCAGAACCAAAGAAGCAGAAUGUGCAUACACACUGUUUGUGGUGGCAAUCUUUUGGCUUACCGAAGCAUUACCCCUGGCUGUCACAGCUUUACUCCCUGCCUUAAUGUUUCCUAUGUUUGGAAUUAUGGCUUCCAAAGAGGUGGCGUCUGCUUAUUUCAAAGACUUCCAUCUGCUAUUAACGGGAGUAAUUUGUUUGGCGACAUCAAUAGAAAAAUGGAAUUUGCACAAGAGAAUUGCCUUGAAAAUGGUGAUGCUGGUGGGUGUUAACCCUGCAUGGCUGACACUUGGUUUCAUGAUCAGCAGUGCCUUCUUGUCCAUGUGGCUUAGCAAUACCUCUACUGCUGCUAUGGUGAUGCCCAUCGUCGAGGCAGUGGCACAGCAAAUCAUCCAUGCUGAAGCCGAAGUCGAUGCCAUAGAAAUGGCCUAUGCAAACGGAGCUACCAAUCAUGCUCUGGAACUUGACGAAAAUAUUAAUGAUUGUGAAGCAGAUGACUUGAAAGAUAAAGCAAAGCAAGCAAACGGAUACUGCAAUGGUACUGCUAAUACUGCUCAGAAUGUUGUGUGCCAGAUUGAAAAAGAAAAGCAGAAUCCAGCAGCAAGUGAAACAGGUAGAAAAUACCGAAACAAAAGGGACCACAUGAUGUGUAAAGUCAUGUGCCUGUGCAUUGCGUAUGCAUCUACUAUUGGAGGAUUGACUACCAUCACUGGAACAUCCACCAACUUGAUAUUUGCUGAGCAAUUCAAUACGCGGUACCCAAGUUGCCAGUGCAUCAAUUUUGGAUCCUGGUUUAUUCUCUGCAUCCCCAUCUCUAUUAUUAUUCUGUUGCUCUCAUGGGUUUGGCUCCAGUGGCUUUUCCUGGGUUUCAAUUUCAAAGAAAUGUUCCAGUGUGGCAAGACAAAGACUGUCAGAGAAUUGGCUUCGGCACGGGUUAUUCAAGAGGAAUACAAAAAACUUGGACCCCUCACCUACCCAGAAGUUAUCACCCUCAUCCUAUUCUUUCUGAUGGCCUUGUUGUGGUUUACUAGAGAUCCUGGAUUUAUCCCUGGUUGGGCCUCACUUUUCUCAGAGUACCCAGGAUUUGCUACCGAUUCAACGGCCGCCUUAAUCAUUGGCCUCCUCUUCUUCAUCAUUCCAGCAAAAACAUUGUCUAGAACUACAAAUGGAGAAAGCAUUGCUUUUGAUUACACUCCACUGAUUACUUGGAAAGAAUUUCAGACCUGCAUGCCUUGGGAAAUUGCCAUUCUUGUUGGUGGAGGGUUUGCACUGGCAGAUGGCUGUGAGGUUUCAAAACUCUCCGCAUGGAUCGCAAGCAAAUUAAGUCCUUUGGGAUCGCUACCUGUAUGGUUGAUUAUCAUCAUAACAUCUUUGAUUGUCACCUCAGUGACUGAAGUGGCCAGUAAUCCCGCUACAAUCACUAUAUUUCUGCCUAUCUUGGCGCCUUUGGCUGAAGCUAUUCUUGUGAACCCCCUUUAUAUUUUGAUCCCCUCAACCCUCUGCACAUCAUUUGCAUUCCUGUUGCCUGUAUCAAAUCCACCCAAUGCCAUUGUGUUUUCCUAUGGGCACCUGAACAUCAUGGACAUGGUAAAAGCUGGCUUGGGUGUCAAUAUCAUCGGAGUCGCUGUUGUCAUGCUUGCUGUCAUGACGUGGGCUGUGCCUUUGUUCAAGCUCGAUACAUAUCCGAGUUGGGCCCCCAUUCCUCUUAACAACACUGGACUUUAAAAAAAAAGGCACAAGUUCUUUGCCUUGUUCGUCUCUCUUCCAUUAUGUGAACUGCUAGACAUGUACAGGCAGGGCUUUUUUUUCAGCGCUUAGCGGUGCAGAGGGCAAUCUAAACUCCCCUCUGUCUGGAAAUCAGGGGGCGGGGCCACCAGCCAUGUGACCAUUUUCUCCGAGGGCAACCCACUGAGUUCCACCACCUCUUUUCCCAGAAAAAAAGUCCUGUGUACAGGACAAUACAAACUGUAGUCUAGGAUAGUUUAUGCCUUAUAUUCCCUUGUCCCACAGACUGAUAAAUUAGUUCUAAAGGUUGUAAAGCAAGAACGUUGCAGUAUGGAUACUGCAAUGGCCAGUGAGCCUUUAUGAAUUUCCUGUCAGUUCAUCCCAUUCAGAAUGUACUCGCAAGGGUUUUGAAGGUAGCAUCUGUCAUUUUGCACAUUCAUUAUGAAUGGUAAUUUGCCCCUGUUCUUAGGGUCAUUAAGUAAUGUCAUUUUAAAUAUUAGACUGCGUAAAUGCUGGGAGAAGAACGUACUGUAUAUAUUUUAAAAUAUUAGGUAGUGGUAGCAUCCACAUAUAAUUGUUAAGUAGAGGUUGUGUACAUAAUUUCAUAUUAUAGGCCCAUCUAUAAACUUCUAUAUGAAGGAGAACUUCAGUCCAAAAAAACGCAGUUUGUUUAUAAUUUUGCACUUAUUCUGUUUGCAUAUCGAGGCCAUCCUUUGCCCUCUGUAACUCUGUAAAAAGAAGAGGAUAUGAGGGUGAUCUGGCUGCGACAUCUCUCACCCCAUUGAUCGCCAGGGUUGAUUCGGCUGAUCUGGCUGGCUGGGUGGUUGUCCCCUUCCUCCCUCACCACUCAUGUGCGUCCCUCCCGAAGCUGCACGCUCGGUGGAAGAGGACGACCAUCCCAGAUAGAAGGAGUGUACCGUUUUUCGGUCAAGGGUAUAUGACAGCUGCGCUCCCCUGUAAAGAGAAUAUCUGAUUCCCCCACAUACGAGAACAGACUUUUCAGGAGAGCAUUAACCUAGUUUGUGUCAGAUGGGAAAAUUUUUACAGUCUUGGUUUCAAUCUGUUUAUGACCAAUGUGUUUACAGUAUGUCUACUAAAACAACCUGUGCAGCAGUUGCUCUUGUCACACAACAGGAUCUCAUAGCAGUUCCCUCUUGACAAUACAAUCUGGCUUGGGCUGUGGUCUUUUCCCCUGGUGCUUUGUUACUGUAGAACAGCCCAGAAGGGAUAUGCCAGGCUGUACAUGGGAGCUGUUUAAGAGAGCUUAUGGGGAAGCUUGAAGGUUGUAAGUGGGGGUGCUAGCUUACUGGGGUAAUGUAAUGAUAUUAAUAGAUUAUUAUUUUCUAUAGUAUUUGCUGUUGUUUACCCACUGUGGGUUCUGACAGUGUUGGGAGAAAGGUAGGAUAUAUAAAUCUGGAAAUAAAUACGAAUCAAUUAUUCUCUGUGUGGCUUAAAGCUACAUGACCAGUUUACCUGGUGAUUAUCAUGCCAUAAGUUUAUCCCUUGUGGACUUCCUUUCUCAGGGAUAAUUAUUGCUUGUACCUGACCAUAAGGGUUUCUCCACAAUAUGAGGAUAUAUGUAUGAUAACAGUUUUUCCAAAGGAUCAAGGUUUCUGUGCUGUAAACUUCCCGUAGUUCCCAGUGAGUGAAUAUACUUGAUCAUUUUUUAAGCAGAAUGGCUCACUAGAUCAUAUUGAUUGUGCCACAAUUAAUUAUAAAUGCUCCCAGGUGAAAUAUAAUAAGAUUUCUUGUUGCUGAACAUCUUUAACUGAAAACGAAGUUUCUCUGUUGUAGAAUUUCUAUUACCUUGCAUAAGUGUAUUUAUCUUUUUUGGAAAAAGCGGAUGUGGAAAAACAAUUCAAUUUUUCCUUUCUGGUGAUACUUCUUUGUUUGAAAAAAAAUGUGUAAAUUCUUCUGGUUACCCAAAAAGUUUUGUAUGUCAUCAUAUAAAUCUAAUAAUAAGAAUUA
Molecule: messenger RNA, 3777 nt
Organism: Eublepharis macularius
Lineage: Eukaryota; Metazoa; Chordata; Lepidosauria; Squamata; Eublepharidae
Gene: SLC13A1
Product: solute carrier family 13 member 1
Exons: 15
Coding region: 1-1809 (602 amino acids)
Biological process (GO): monoatomic anion transmembrane transport
Cellular component (GO): membrane
Molecular function (GO): sodium:sulfate symporter activity
Source: RefSeq, a predicted model, not a curated record